CAUGCGAAUACACCUUGUCGACGAGAUUACGAUUGAUUUAAACCUAUAGCCCGGUUUGUUGAUAGCCUUCAGAAGAGGUUUCCGUUUCGAAAGUGCUAGCUAGCCGGGAUCAGAUUUGUUUCAAAGUGGGGAAUACUAUAAAUUUGGUUUAGAAAGAUGAACACUUAAAUUCGAAGUGUAUACCAUAUCGAAUUAUUAAUAAUUACCGUACUUAUGCUUGUUGAAUCUGGACAGCAUUUAGUAGACAGAAAAAUGUCUACAUCAACUCUCAGGCAGCUUAUUGAGCAGACGAUCGAGGGUAUUCCAUGGCAGACGAAACUUCAGCCUACACUUCCGGUCGAACACGUGCCCCACGUCUUGCACGAGCCCGCCAUAUUGACUGGUUACCGGCUGACGGGGCAAUCAUGGAAAUACUACAUGUACAGUCUGUUCCAACUUCACAACGAGAGUGUGAACGUUUGGACGCAUUUGAUCGGCUGCUGCAUACUUCUUCACAAGCUUUAUGGUUAUUUCGAAGAAUUCAACCUCCACAAAGACAAAGUGCUGACGACGCUUCUUGUUUUCGGCAUUUCUUGUCUUAUCUGUCUUUUCACAAGCGCAAUGGUUCAUCUGUUACACUCGAAGUCCCCGCAUGUUCAUUUUGUAGCGUUUAUGAUUGACUACAUUGGAGCCACGAUCGCCAGUUUUGGUGCUGGAAUCGCAGGUAUCUAUGGAAAUAGCGAGAAAGCAGUGUACACCGCUUUGGAACCCUUUUACCUUCCGCUUAUGUUCGUUUCUUCUUACCUUAACUUCGUGAACUUGUGCGCCGCCAAGAUCUGGUACGGCCAUGAUCCGCAUAAUUUGAAACGGAAAUACAUGUUUAUACUUGGAAUGGGAAUUCAGGCGAUUAUUAAUAUGGCGCCAUUCGCUCCGAGAUAUGUCACGUGCUACUGUGACGCCACGUGUUCAUUGACGUCACUAAAUCUGUUGACAACAAUCCAGAUCGUUUUCAUCUUGGAGGCGCUUGCAUUCGCAGCUCACCAACCUGAGAAAACGUGGCCGGGGAAGUUUGACAUCUUUGGACACGGACAUCAGAUAUUCCACGUGCUGAUCGUAGUAAAUCACGUGCUACAAUUGGAAAGUAUUUAUAGUGAUCACGUGUCAGGAUUGACCAAUCACAGCGAGCCAGGUCUACUGACGAUCACGAUCACAAUGGUGGUGUUGUAUUUGGCAGAGGCUGUCACGUUGUACUUCAUGUGCGGACACGUGGGCAGCUGCUUGCAACGAGUGGAAGCCUUGAAUGGCAAGAAAUGCCAUUAACUAUUAUUACUGAAUUAUGGUGAACUCAUAUUCCCAUAUAUAUUGUAACAUUCAAAGUGUGAUAGAUAUAUCUCGAAAGAGUGAUAAUACUAUGUAUUAUAUUACACACGUUUGCAUGUUAUACUUUUAUUAUUAUUUUGCUUCUCCUUCAUGAAUAUUGUCAUGAGAUGAAGCAUUAUAUUAAACAACCAUACUGAUUUUUGUGUACUGCAUGUGUUAAUAAUCAGCGUAAUAUUGCAUAAACAAACCGCAAGUGUUUUGUUCCAUUUAAUUACUGAUGCAAUGCACCGCUCGAUCUAAUAUACAAGCACAACCUCGUGUGCAGCAGAAAUGUAUAAGUUUACCAUAUUAAAGACAGGUGGCCACUCUUUAUGUAAUUUUUAUUCAUGCCUUCUGAAAAAAAAGGAAUGCGAAAACGUUUUGCAUUUGCACAAACA
Dreissena polymorpha is the source of this 1736-nucleotide messenger RNA. RefSeq names its product membrane progestin receptor beta-like. The transcript is spliced from 2 exons. NCBI's taxonomy places the organism in Eukaryota, Metazoa, Mollusca, Bivalvia, Myida, Dreissenidae. Gene Ontology annotation, biological process: response to steroid hormone. The coding region runs from base 214 to 1299 and encodes 361 amino acids. The record is from RefSeq and is a predicted model, not a curated record. Gene Ontology annotation, cellular component: plasma membrane. Gene Ontology annotation, molecular function: nuclear steroid receptor activity; steroid binding.